AUGAACAAGGCUUUACACUGGAUUUGGAGAUAUGGCUCAGAGAAAUUUUCUCUAUGGAGAAGAAUUAUAAACCAAAAAUUUGGAGGUGCGGAAGAUGCUUUUCUGCCUGCUUUGACAAGAAACUCUAUCUGUCAUAGUGUGUGGAAAGGAAUCUUGAAAGCUAGAGAGUUUGUAAAAGCUGGUACUGUGUUGAAUAUUGGUUCUGGUGCGUGUAUGUACUUCUGGGAUGAUGUGUGGAUUGGAGAAUUCCCUCUGAAGCAGCUCUUUCCUUCUCUCUUUGUUAUUGCAAGACAGAAACAUGCAUUGAUAAGUGAAUUGAUAUCAUCUGAAGGUGCUUGGAUUUUAAAUUUCUCUAGGAAUUUAAAUGAUCAAGAGAUGUUGGAGGUGGCAAACUUAUUACAGAUUAUUGGUGACCCUUCCCGGCUUGUGAAUGAGGAUUCAAGACAAUGA
Papaver somniferum (opium poppy) is the source of this 450-nucleotide messenger RNA. RefSeq lists its product as uncharacterized. NCBI's taxonomy places the organism in Eukaryota, Viridiplantae, Streptophyta, Magnoliopsida, Ranunculales, Papaveraceae. The record is from RefSeq and is a predicted model, not a curated record. Bases 1 to 450 code for a protein of 149 amino acids. The transcript has a single exon.